Lottia gigantea (owl limpet) is the source of this 705-nucleotide messenger RNA. RefSeq lists its product as hypothetical. The record is from RefSeq and is a predicted model, not a curated record. The annotation marks the transcript as partial. NCBI's taxonomy places the organism in Eukaryota, Metazoa, Mollusca, Gastropoda, Lottiidae. Gene Ontology annotation, molecular function: scavenger receptor activity. The transcript has 2 exons.
UGUGAUAAAGAAACUGGUGAAUGUAGUGGAGUAUGUGCUACAGGGUGGUCAGGAUCUACUUGUCAAAAACCCUGUGAUAAUGGUACGUAUGGUGCUGGAUGUGAUAAACUAUGUUCAAAUAGAAAUUGUUUAUUAGAAACAUCACUAUGUAACCAUAUCAAUGGUAGCUGUCAAGGUGGAUGUAAAGAAGGAUUUAGUGGAAUUGACUGUGUUAAAAGAUGUGAAGGUGGUGUUUAUGGAGCAGGAUGUAGUAAGAAAUGUUCAGAUAGAAAUUGUUUAGUAGAAACAUCACUAUGUAAUCAUAUCAAUGGUAGCUGUAUUGAUGGAUGUAAAGAAGGAUUUGGUGGAAUUGACUGUGUUAAAAGAUGUGAAGGUGGUGUUUAUGGAGCAGGAUGUAGUAAGAAAUGUUCAGAUAGAAAUUGUUUAGUAGAAACAUCACCAUGUAAUCAUAUCAAUGGUAGCUGUCAAGGUGGAUGUAAAGAAGGAUUUAGUGGAAUUGACUGUGUUAAAAGAUGUGAAGAUAGUGUUUAUGGAGCAGGAUGUAGUAAGAAAUGUUCAGAUAGAAAUUGUUCAGUAGAAACAUCACCAUGUAAUCAUAUCAAUGGUAGCUGUCAAGGUGGAUGUAAAGAAGGAUUUAGUGGAAUUGACUGUGUUAAAAGAUGUGAAGAUGGUGUUUAUGGUGCAGGAUGUAGUAAGAAAUGUUAA